Messenger RNA from Mugil cephalus (flathead mullet), 3524 nucleotides. It is a transcript of the gene tfe3b, whose product is annotated as transcription factor binding to IGHM enhancer 3b. Gene Ontology annotation, cellular component: nucleus. The record is from RefSeq and is a predicted model, not a curated record. Gene Ontology annotation, biological process: regulation of transcription by RNA polymerase II. Gene Ontology annotation, molecular function: RNA polymerase II cis-regulatory region sequence-specific DNA binding; DNA-binding transcription factor activity, RNA polymerase II-specific; protein dimerization activity. Bases 168 to 1550 code for a protein of 460 amino acids. Lineage: Eukaryota; Metazoa; Chordata; Actinopteri; Mugiliformes; Mugilidae. The transcript is spliced from 9 exons.
CCCGAGGUAAACAAGACUGUUUGGGGCCGAAGGUAGCGGCUCCCGAGUUUGUGUCCACCGAUCUUAAGAAAUGGAAAAGAAAGCAGAGGUCUUCGGGAGUUUAUGGCCGUAAUUCCGUUAAACAAAUCUACUUCUGAACCACAUCCCUAGAUUCGGACCUGUCAGCCAUGUCGUCACGCGUGUUGCUGCGGCAGCAGCUGAUGCGAGAACAAGCCCAGGAGCAGGAGAGACGUGAGGCCCAGCAACAGGCCUCUGCUUCACAGCUCCGGGCCACCGACUCAACUCCAGCCAUCUCUGUCACUCUGCCCCCAAAUGCUGCCCGUCCCCCUCCAGCCCAGGUGCCCGUGGAGGUUCUGAAAGUGCAGACCCACUUGGAGAACCCCACCAAGUACCAUAUCCAGCAGGCACAGAGGCAACAGGUGAAACAGUACCUCUCCACCACUUUGGGGAACAAUGCAGUCACUCAGACCAUGGGUGUGUCCCCCGUGCAACAGUCCAGUUCUGCUCCUGAGGUCGGCCCGACGGCCAGCAGCGCCCCAAACAGUCCUAUGGCUCUUCUCAACAUCGGAUCCAACAAGGAGGAAAUCGACGACGUGAUCGACGACAUUAUUAGCCUCGAAUCCAGUUUUAAUGACGACAUCAUUACAUUGAUUGACUCAGGUCUUCAGCUGCCCAGCACGCUCCCAGGAAAUCUGUUGGAUGUCUACCAUAGCCCUGGAAUGGCAGCGCCCACUCUUACUGUCAGCAACUCCUGUCCUGCUGAUCUUCCAAAAAUUAAAAGGGAAAUUACAGAAACGGAUGCCAAAGCACUAUUGAAAGAAAGGCAGAAGAAAGACAACCAUAACCUCAUUGAGAGGAGGCGCAGAUUCAACAUCAACGACCGCAUAAAGGAGCUGGGUACUCUCAUACCCAAGUCAAGUGACCCAUGCCACAAUAACGACAGAGAGAUGCGCUGGAAUAAAGGAACCAUCCUGAAAGCUUCUGUGGACUACAUCAGGAAGCUACAGAAGGAGCAGCAGAGAGCCAAGGACGUCGAGAUGAGACAGAAAAAGCUGGAGCAAGCAAACCACAGUUUGUUGUUACGCAUCCAGGAACUAGAAAUGCAGGCACGGCUCCACGGCCUCUCAACCCCCACCAGCAUUUCCUCCGGCCUGAGCUCCGACCCCUCCCUUCUCCAACCACAGGCGGUCCCACAUAGCGGCCAGUCUCUGCCUCCCAGCGCAGGAGGAGCAACCACCCAGAACUUCCUCAGCAUGGGAGGCAUCGGGCAACCCUUGCCAGCCUCCUUCCUCUCGCCGCCCUCCUCGGACUCUCCCGCCGGAGUCACCAUCAGCAGCCCGCUGGACCUGGGCAGCCUGAGCUUCGCCGAGCUAGACGACGCCUCGGCCUCGGCGCUCUACCCUGACGUGGGCCUGGGGGACAUCCUCAUGGAGGACGGGUGCGCCCUGUCUCCGGAGGGGUUGGCCGAGCCGCUGUUUUCUCCAUUAUCACCAGGUGCCUCUAAAACCAGCAGUCGUAGGAGCAGCCUUGAAAUGGACGAGGACUUGUGAUGAGCUGUGUGUGGUCAGAGACUGUCUGUGGGGACGAGGGUGUCAGGAAGUGCAGCCUAUUCUUAAAUAACACAAGUCUAUUCAUAGGACUGUAGAACUGAAUUCCAAUAGGUAUCGUUAAGAACAAAACUAACAAACGUUGCAUCACAAGACAGCAGCAAGUUUCUCUUGAAUUUUCUUUUGCCAUACAGACCUAAUUAUUAUUGUUCCUUUUCAGAGCUCAGUGAUUAUGUCUGGGUUUAUAAAUGCAAUAUUAUUGAAAUUGAAUAAUGUACAAUAGGGGCAUGAACCUAGCAUUAAGAAAUGAUACAUUCUUAAACAGAUUUAAAGAUUUCUUCAGAGAUUUAAGAGGGAUAUAAUUAUGUUUGCUUGAAUUUAUUAUACGCUUUUAUUAUGUGUAGGGAAAAACAAAGAAAAAAAAAAGCCGUGAGGUUUAUAUGUCAUGACAACAUUGGCGUAACAAGCUUUUUAAGAGGUGCCAGCACACAGUGUAUGUUUCCGUUCAUUCAGCGGACUGGAAUCAGGGUUUGAUUAUAGCAAUCACAUGCUCAUCCGUGUUGGGUUGUUUCACCAGCAGCUGUAGAAGGGAUCUCUGUAUAAUGAAUUGGCACAUUGUGAAAUAUUUACUGCAUAUUGUACAUAAGAGUAUUUUAUUUUGAGCAAGUUCAUUGCACCUUAUUUUAUGGCAGUCUAUGCAUUUUAUGAAAGCUUUUGUGUCCUUUUUUUUUUUUUUUUUUUUUUUUACUAUCACACAGAGUGGACAGCUGACGCCAGGGUGGCAUGUAUUUGUAAUAAACCUUAAUAGCAGUGGAAAAUCACUUGCUGCUGCAGCUAGGUAGCCAAAGCAGGACUUCUUCCAGAGUAGCUACAAAUUACAAAUCAGCGUUUUAUUUUUGAAUCAGUCAGUGGAAAUGCAAGACCGUAUAAGAAAUGCAGAACAAUUUACUCUUUCUCAAUAGUACUGUAGUUCAUUAUUAUUAUUAUUUUUUAUACCUGAUAGUUUCUCCUGACUAAUGUGUGUGUGUGUGUGUUACAGUGAAUGUUUUUCUCCAUUAACCUUGGUGAUCACUGAGUGAUUCGACCAGUUAGCAUGUUCUACUAAGAUUAUGUUUGUUUGUGUUUGGAUGAUCAGAAGUGAUAUAUCUAAUUAUACGUUAUUGCUCAAUGUAGUAUGACUCCAGAUGGCCUCGACCCUAUGACCCUAUUUUAAAACCAACCACUAGACUCACCUCUGUACAAAAAUUGUGUAACUGUUUGUUGAGUGGAACCUGCAACACGGUUGUUAUUCUAUAAAGUAGCCACAAAGUUUAGAAAGGCGUUUGUCUGAUGCUUGACACAAGCUUAUGUACAGUUAAUGAAUGUUGUUUUUUUUUUUAACAUUUUGCAGCAGCAGCAAAUAGAUAAGGCAGCCACAAACAUCUAUACUUAGCUCAGAGUUUUGAGUGAUAUUACAACAAUUAUUUUAUUUAGGUUUCUUUCCCCAAUCCAUUCAGAGGUUUGAGGUACUUUUGAGUUAAAAGGAGCCACACUCUGUUGCUCAGUGUCACUUAUUGUUUUGCUCUGAGACCCUUGACAUUAAAGGACCCGUGUAGCGUGUGUAGGAUUUAUGGGGAUCUAUAACCAGAGCGGAAAAUGGUAUUUAUAUUCAUGUUUUCACUCAUGUAUGAUCACCUGGAGCUACCGUAAUAGUUUUGUUAGCUUGUUAGCAUCCACUGUCGGUUCACACCUAAAAAGGGAGGGGUAUUCACUCGGUUACAGUCUACAACCUCACCACUAGAUGUCAUUAAAUCCUACACACGGGUGCUUUAAGUAGCUGUGCUCAGCGUUUUGUCUUCAUACCUAACUGCCCCCCGAUACUAUGUCUCAACUCUGACAUAUAUCUGAGUGACUGUUAACCAUGAACAUAACAUGAUGUGUCUUGUCCCUACGAGUUGGCUUUCAGAGGAUUUUAACAAAUAAAUGAUUCCCAAUUGG